ACUUUUAUUUAAAUUAGGUCAAGGGUUAGGAUAGGCCUUCCAGCGUAUCAAGCCCCUGCAUCUGCAUUCUGCAAGAUGGCGUGCGAAGGGGUAUGAGGGGCGAUGAGGUGGAAAGGCUGGAUGGUAACCUAUAUUAUAACGCUUUCAUUGAUGAAUCAAGGUGUUUAAACCAAAGUGUGUGUGAUGGAACAUCCAAAUUAUGCCAAGCAGCUGUUGCUGCAAAUGAACCAGCAGCGAUCCAAAGGUUACCUAUGUGAUGUCAUCAUCGUGGUGGAGAAUGCUCUGUUCCGCGCCCACAAGAAUGUCCUGGCAGCCAGCAGCAGCUACUUCAAGUCCCUGGUUCUCCACGACAACCUCAUCAACCUCGACACAGAGAUGGUCAACCCCGCUGUGUUCCGACAGGUGUUGGAUUUUAUCUACACAGGGAAUUUGGCAAACUCUGACCCCGUCAGUGACCAUAGUAUGUCCGCCCUGCUAACAGCCGCGUCAUAUCUCCAGCUGACGGACCUGGCAGCUAUGUGCCGCAGGAGACUGAAACGUAACGGCAGGACAAGCUCCAGCAAGAUUCCCACAUCCACGACUUCCCCGAUCUCCAACGGACGUUUCUCUCACCCGCAGCGUCUGUCCUCCACCCCCCUCAGGGUCACCCACAACAACCACUACCAACACUCAGGUUCCAGGGAAGUCGAAAAAAACCACAACCAGAAACAGGAUGGGCGUUUAAAGGAGGAUCUUUCAGAGGAGGAGGUGUUUAUCUCAGGCUCGCGUUGCAUGUCUCUCAGCCCUUCUGCUGGUGAUGGGGUCAACAAUGGUGUAGACAUGGGGCUUGGUCUGGGCCUGGACCUAUCCAAAAAGAGUCCUUCAGGAAGUACAGCAACAGAGGAGGUGAGCCCUAGCAGUCUCGCCCAAGGCUCGCCACCGUCUGGCUCCCCUUCUACAACCAACAGUGCCUCCUUCGAGUAUACACCCACAAACCCCACAACCGCCAGUGUCAAACCAGGUCAAGAAGCAGGAGAGGAUAAAAGGCUCCCUCAAAAGACCACCACAGACCUUCUGCAAAGGGCUGCUCACAAAAGGCCCAGACCCAGGAGCUUGGGCUCGAAGGUAGGGGAACCUAAGACACCAUUGCCAAAUGGUCUGGGAAAGAGCCGUGGCAUAGAUGGAGCAGAGCUGAGCCACAGAGGUGACAGUUUGUCACCAGAGCUGGGGGAGGGAGAUGGCGAAGAGAAUGGUCUGGAACAGAGUGAGGAGAGUGGCCAGAGCGAGAGUGAGGGUGGAAGACGAAACCAAAAAAGAAACGCCAAUUACAUAUACCGACAGCCCCAGCAGGGCUUUGAGCCCCCCUUGGGGGACAACCUGUACGUAUGUAUCCCUUGUGGCAAGGGCUUCCCCAGCUCUGAGCAGCUUAAUGCCCACGUGGACACGCAUACAGAGGACGAGCUGUAUAUCAAAAAAGAGGAGGACGAGGACGAGGAGGAAGAUGGUGUGUCACCAAAGGAAGAGGACCAAGACGACCCUGAAGACCUGAGGUCUCAAAUAAUGGAGACAGAACCAGACAUGGAUGGAUCACCACCUUGUUACAACUGUACCAUCUGCAGCAAAAGCUACAAGGACCCAGCAUCGCUACGCCAACACGAGAAGAGCCAUUGGCUGAGCCGGCCCUUCCCAUGUAAUAUCUGUGGCAAGCUGUUCACCCAGCGGGGCACUAUGACGCGGCACAUGCGCAGUCACCUGGGCCUUAAGCCCUUUGCCUGCGAGGAGUGUGGCAUGCGCUUCACUCGCCAGUACCGUCUGACGGAGCACAUGCGCGUCCACUCGGGAGAGAAGCCGUAUGAAUGUAAGCUGUGUGGUGGGAAGUUCACCCAGCAACGCAACCUUCUCAGCCACCUGAAGAUGCACUCCUCACCCAGUUAGAGACCAUGCUGGGCCAUUAGCAACCGAUUACCUCAUUGUUCGAAACCUGCUCCCGGGCAUCCAGAGUGACCUCACUAAGAAUGUACCCAUCUUUCUAAAGCCUGUCUGGCCAUGCAUCACGUGGGCCUACAUGACCUAGUGUUUCGCCAUGACCUAGUGUUUCGCCAUGACCUCACUUUUUCAGAAGCCCACCUCAAUGCAUGCAGAACAACCUCAUACCAACCUCUCACACAGGCAAACUGUUUAUGCAGAUUUUCUAUACUUGACAAGGGCAGUAUACCACCACUUUCAAACCAACCUCACAUAUAUAUAUAUACCUCAUCUAAGCCAAACAGUACAUUACUGCUCUAUAUAACUCACCCUGGCUGGACAACACUCCUCAGGUAAAACCAAAGACUCCUCCCAUCUGAAGAUUUUCUCCUUGGGAUAGAAUUUAUUUAUUUCACAUUUACUGCUUUUUUAAAUGAAGCAAAAUAUUAACCGGACCUUUAAUUGAUCAUAGCUUUGUGAAUCCAGCCAAACCUCCCCCAGGGUCUGACACCAUGGCAUAUUUAUGGCUGUGGCUAGGCAACAGGGUAUCUACCUUUUGGGGCAUAUUUUACCUCAGACGUAGGUUGGAUAUGAGACAUGCUUGUCAUUUGGACAAUAUAAGUAGUGCCACUCUACAGCUGGAUUGAGAUGACCUACAUUUAGAUGCAGACAUAAGACACUGAAUGCAUGGCAUCAUCAUUAUCAGGGAUGUUUGUAAUGCAAGUCUUUUCCUCUCAAUGUUUUUAGUCUAUCCUCAAGUCUUACGUAAAAGCCAAAUUUUGGGUUCUGGGGUUGAAGAUGGUAUUUUGUAAUGUGAAGGUGAAAUGGGAUCAUUUGACCUAAAUGAGAUUGUUAGGGGAUUCUUUAGUUUGUGGUUUUUGUGGUAUUAAUGUGUGUUUAAGUUCUCAUAUGUAGGUCUGUGAUACUCUCCGUGUUUUCUUUACAAUUAUUAUUUUAAACGCAGUAUUGUCAUACACAUGCACAGUUACCUUAUAAUUCCUCUUUCAAUUGAGUCCUGAAAUAUCAUGUUCAUAAUAUUUGCAUGUAAUUCCUUUGGAAUUCUUGAUAUAACAACAGCUUAUUAUUAAGAACUGAAAGCUUUCUGCUUAAGUAUUAUAGUGCUACAGAGAAGUGUAGUAACUGGUGAAAGUUAAAUCCAAAGAGAGAAAUUACAACAAGAUGACAAACUAACAAACCCCCAGAUAAUAACCAACGUUUUUUCAUUAGGAGGGAGGUUUUGCAGUUACCUCCUUUGCUGGUAUACCUUUUCCACUUCAAACUUUCUAUGCCCACGUCAAUUUAACAAUUUAGUAGUGGUGUUAACCAUGGGCCCUCCAUAGUCUUGUACUGUACUUGCUCCAAUUCAUUUAUAUAUUUUUGUCUGACCAAAACAAAGGCUAAAUAUACACCAAGUUCAGCUAGUCAAUCAUUCUUUAUGGCAAAUCUGACUCGUUUUGUUUUUAAGUGUCUUACAGUUUGAGCAUUUGUGGUUGUUUUGUCUUUUGAGCUUGUAAAUAUCAGAGUACAGGCAAUUUAACCACGAAAUCCAUUGCUCAUUAGACUUUUGUUUUUAAGUCCAUUGUUUUACCUUAAACUCUGUCACAUGAGUUCCUGUGCUGCUUUAUGAGUGUCAGGGGCCACAUGUGGUUGAGUUGGGGAGGAGGCUAAUCAAAAACAUUCCAGCUAGCUCUGCAGCCUAGUACAUGCAUCACAGAAAGAUUGCAUAGGUCUAACCAGGAGUGAGGUAAAGUGGAAUAAGGAAUGUGAUCAGUAAUUAGCCUCAGACUAGUGAUCACCUGCUGUAAAUCCUUGUUCCAAGUCCAAAGGUGUAGACCCCCUCUCAAUUCAGGAGCAUUUUCAUCAAGAGGGAUUUCAAUGUUAAAGUGGCAGUCAUAUUGCGUUUGCAUUUCAGUAGAAGCUACUUCUCAGUUUGAUUUCACAGCUGACUUCUGGUGACUUGAUAUAGGCAUUUAGAAUGUAAAUUAUACGGUUGCAGUGUUUUCUUUUUCAUCUUUCAACCGUGACAGUAAUUCAUCCACCAUGAAACUUCAGGGAUAGUUUAUAACCUGUUGGUACUAUUGUGGAUUUCUCUAUGCUAAAUGCAAAACACUAGCUUCCUACCCAAGAUUUUUGUAGUGGUGAAAGGGGGGAAAUCCAGAUUUUCAGAUACUUCUUGUUUAAAGGUAGAGGUGUUUUAAUGUUAAUGAUUUUAAAGAUUAGCUUUUUGAAUAUGUAUGAGAAACCGCAUGUUUAGUAUGAAAGAUAAAAGCUUGUUCCAAAUUUCCAGUUUAGUUUCUAAACCAAAGCACAUAUUGAAUGAUGAAUUGAUGUGAUGAUAAAACAAAUAGUGUAUAUGAAAUAUUUGUUUCCAUUGUUUACAUAAACUCUUAUGUCAUACCUCAGGCAAGGAGAGGUCAGUUGAAGCGGGUACUUAAUUUGUCCAUUUUUAGUGUAUUGUUAGACCUUUAACAAUUAAAGUAACUGCAUGUUUUUUUUAUGGCAUUUUCUGCUGAUGUAUUUAGAAAAAUACUUCAUUCAUUCAUUGAUUGUGACCAAACAAAUGUUUUACAGAGAAAGGCGAUGAAGAUUUGUUGUGUAGAAGUAUACUAGAAAUAAACAACCCCUACAGAUAAAAUAUAAAUUUUUUCAAAUGAAAAGUCAGGGAUUUUGUUACUAUUCUGUCUUAUUGUGCUCUAAUUUAUAUAUUUUUGUCUGGGUUUUUAGAACAAGCUUAGACUGGCCUCUCCUUAAACACAGUUUUAAAAAUAUUGGCAGUGGUCACUUUUAUAUCUGUCUUUUGAAGAAUGUAUUUAUUAGUUUCCCUCAGUUUUUACCUCUUGAUGAGAACCAUAUAUGGUCAAUAUCAGGAUAGGGUGUAACUACUUGUUCAUCUUACAGAAAGAUGACACAAAGCAUUAAAGGUAUAGUACGCUUCAAAAUCAAAGGUGGUCUGAAAAUGUAUUUCUAUGCACCAAAGAUUUUUUCAUUUAGUCUAGUUUGUAUUUUGCUAUAUUCGUUGUUUUUUUUUACUCCUUUACUAUCCAACACAUUAAUAAACUAGAUCAUAUCAGCAGCCCUCAAGUCUAAUUAUGUUGAAAAGUUACUUGAUAUAUGGCUGCUCUUGCCAGUGGCAGCUAAUAUGAACAUUUUACAGAAUAGAUAGGGACUAACUUAAAAAUUUGGCGUGUACUAUCCUUUUAAAAACGUAGCCAUAAUCCAGGUCAAACAGUGACAUCUUUUUCUAUGAUGAAUAACUUAGCCCAAAGCAUGAGGAAUACAAAUAUGAUAAAAAAAAAAAAGCUUAUUUGUUUUGUGGUUCUUGUAUGUCGUUUCUGAGUAAACC
Messenger RNA from Osmerus eperlanus (European smelt), 5287 nucleotides. RefSeq names its product hypermethylated in cancer 2 protein-like. The record is from RefSeq and is a predicted model, not a curated record. The transcript is spliced from 3 exons. Gene Ontology annotation, cellular component: nucleus. Gene Ontology annotation, biological process: regulation of transcription by RNA polymerase II. Gene Ontology annotation, molecular function: protein binding; DNA-binding transcription factor activity, RNA polymerase II-specific. The coding region runs from base 184 to 1914 and encodes 576 amino acids. Lineage: Eukaryota; Metazoa; Chordata; Actinopteri; Osmeriformes; Osmeridae.